Messenger RNA from Rhododendron vialii, 2820 nucleotides. Its product is annotated as dammarenediol II synthase-like. NCBI's taxonomy places the organism in Eukaryota, Viridiplantae, Streptophyta, Magnoliopsida, Ericales, Ericaceae. Bases 67 to 2355 code for a protein of 762 amino acids. Gene Ontology annotation, biological process: triterpenoid biosynthetic process. Gene Ontology annotation, cellular component: lipid droplet. Gene Ontology annotation, molecular function: beta-amyrin synthase activity. The record is from RefSeq and is a predicted model, not a curated record. The transcript has 18 exons.
AACCUCAGCUACGUACUAAGAGAAAGGGCUGAGAGGCGCCAUUGAAUUGAGUUCAAAAAAGAAUACAUGUGGAAGCUAAAGGUUGCAGAAGGCCAAGGGCCAUGGUUGUAUAGCACCAACAACUUUGUUGGUAGACAAAUUUGGGAGUUCGAUCCUGAUGCUGGAACACCGGAGGAAAGAGAAGCAGUUGAAAAAGCUCAAGACGACUACCGGAAAAAUAGAUCUCGGGUUCGUCCCUGCGGCGAUGUUCUCAUGCGAAUGCAGCUCAAAAAGGAAAAUAGCAACAUCGAUCUAAGCAUACCACCAAUGAGACUAGGGGAAAAUGAACAAGUCAACUAUGAAGCUGUUACAACUGCACUCAGAAAGGCCGUUCGAUUGAGUUGUGCAAUUCAGUCAAAAGAUGGACAUUGGCCAGCUGAAAAUAGUGGCCCACAUAUUCUCAUGCCUCCCAUGCUCAUUAGCCUAUACAUUAGCGGAGCAAUCAACACCGUCUUAACAGCAGAGCACAAGAAGGAGAUGAUUCGAUACCUUUACAAUCACCAGAAUGAUGAUGGAGGAUGGGGAUUCUGCGUAGGGGGUCGUAGCACUAUGAUUGGCACGGCACUUAACUACAUUUCGUUGCGUUUGUUAGGAAAAGGUCCUUAUGAUGGAGAAAACAGGGAAAUGGAAAGGGCUCGGAAAUGGAUACUUGAUCAUGGUGGUGCAACUGAGAUACCCUCCUGGGGCAAAGUCUAUUUUUCGGUUCUUGGAGUGUUCGAAUGGUCAGGAUGCAACCCAUUGCCCCCUGAGUUUUGGCUUUUCCCUUCGUUUUUGCCCUACCAUCCAGCAAAAAUGUGGUGUUAUUGUCGCGGAACUUACAUGCCGAUGUCAUAUUUAUAUGGGAGAAAGUCUGUGGGGCCGAUCACGGAACUUGUCAAAUCAUUGAGACAAGAAAUUCACCAACAGCCAUAUGAGGAGAUAGAUUGGAAUAGAGCACGCCAUAGUUGUUGUAAGGAGGAUGUCUAUUAUCCUCACACAUUCAUCCAAGAUCUGCUCUGGGAUGGUCUUCAUUAUGUGAGCGAACCAAUCAUAAACCAGUGGCCGUUUUCCAAGAUUAGAGAGAAAGCUCUUCAAAAAGUAAUCAAGUACAUGCGGUAUGGAGCAGAAACUACCAGAUACAUUACUAUAGGAUGCAUAGAAAAGAGUUUACAAAUUAUGUGUUGGUGGGCGGAGGACCCCAAUGGUGAUGAGUUCAAGUAUCACCUUGCCAGAGUUCCUGAUUACUUGUGGCUUGCAGAAGAUGGAAUGAAAGCACAGUGUUGUGGUAGUCAAAUAUGGGAUUGUACUUUUUUGACUCAGGCCAUUAUGGCAAGUAAUCUUGUUGAUGAAUAUGGAGAUACUCUUAAAAGGGCGGCUUUUUUCAUAAAAGAAUCACAGAUCAAAGAAAACCCUGUUGGAGAUUUCAAGAAAAUGUAUCGUCACAUUACUAAAGGAGCAUGGACUUUCCCUGAACAAGAUCAAGGUUGGGCUAUCUCGGACUGCACAGCUGAAGCAUUGAAGUGUCUAGUACUACUUUCGCAAAUGCCACCGGAUGUUGCAGGAGAAAAAGUGGAUGUUGAGAGACUAUGCGAGGCAGUGGACUUCCUCUUGUACUUAAAUAGCCCUAAAACUGGUGGUUUUGCUAUUUGGGAACCAGCAGUUCCACAGCCAUAUCUAGAAGUGUUGAAUCCUUCAGAACUUUUUGCGGACAUUGUGGUCGAGCGAGAGCACGUCGAGAUCACUGCAACCAUAAUUGAAGCUUUACUAUUGUUCAAACGCUUACACCCAAGGUAUCGAGAGAAGGAAAUAGAGACUUCUGUGGAAGGAGCAGUGCGUUUCCUUGAACAGACACAACAGCCCAACGGUUCUUGGUAUGGCUACUGGGGAAUUUGCUUCACCUAUGGUACAUUUUUCGCUUUAAGAGGGUUGAUUGUUGCUGGGAGUACAUACAACAAUAAUCAAUCAGUUCGUAAAGGUGUUCAUUUUUUGCUUUCAAUACAAAAUGAGGAAGGUGGUUGGGGCGAAAGCGAGGAAUCAUGCCCAUCUAUGAAAUACAAACCGCUGGAAGGAAAUCGAACGAAUUUUGUACAAACGUCAUGGGCUAUGUUGGGUCUUAUUUCUGCUGGACAGGCUGAUAGAGAUCCCACCCCAUUGCAUAAAGCAGCCAAACUGCUAAUUAAUGCACAGUUGGAAGACGGUGAUUUUCCGAUACAGCAAAUAACUGGAGUCUUCAUGAGGAAUUGCAUGCUACAUUUUGCCCACUACAAAAAUACAUUCCCCACAUGGGCACUGGCAGAAUACCGCAAACAUGUUUGUUCUUCUAUCCCAAAAGCCUAGUCAUGAACGUAGUAUGCGUACAAUCCAACGGUGCGUAUGUUUGAAUCUAGAUUCUAAAUAACCAGCAUUGAACCUGUACGUCGACAAGGGGUCAAAUGCCAUGCAAAUAAUGUGAGUUUGGAUGCAUUUACAAUCUUCGUUGUUGCAUUGAAGUAUAAACAAUGCAUGUUCUGUGUAUCUGAGUUGUGUCCAAGUUCUAUGUAAUGUCUGCAAUUCGUAUAUUUCAAUCUGGCUUGAAAACCUUUCAAUAGUUUACGUCGCAGCAACUCUUCUCCACUUAAAUGAAACUUCUAUAGUUUUCUUUGCACUCUUAAAACAAGUUAUUUGACUGGUAUUUAUAGCCAUAUUUACAACCAAACUAGACUCUCUCUCCUAACACCUUAAACGUCAUCCAGGCCAAAAAUGAGAGAAGACUGGAAAACAGGGGAAACAAAUGAUGAGCUUAAUGAUUUCUUAACAAGUAGA